UAUCUCUGUUUGCCUGAGUUAUACUUGACUAAUAGCAUAAUAAAACGGAACGAAGAAAAAAAUGUAUUCGGUGUACUUAACGGCUUUCCUCGUCAUGUCGAUAUGCAGCUUGACUGCUCAGCAGCCAACGUUCUUCUUCAGAAACACAUUUAAGGGGUUGAGCGGUCUUACACCAAGCGCCGUUGCACUUAUGAAAGACGAGAUGCGAGUUGUUUAUUAUCACGAACAGACAGUGGCGGUAGUCGAUCUCGGACCAAGAAAUGAAUUACAUGAUUGUAAUAUAAUCGAAGUAUAUGAGCCGUUCGAGGCUACAGAAGUUUUGCGAAACUUAUCAAUGACUUUACAUCCACAAGUGGUAUCCUUCCAGGAGAUAACGAGACUCAUGCAACAAUGUGAAUUAUUAGACAAAUUACAGGUAGAAGCCACGUCCACUUUGCCAACAAACGCAUUGAGUAGAGGGACUCGCAUAGCCGCAAGUUCCAUAACUCUGUUUUCCGGCAUUCUGCCAGGCACAAAAUGGUGCGGCACGGGCGACAUAGCCGAAAAUUAUCAUGACUUGGGCGAUUUACCUCACAUUGACAGAUGUUGUCGUAAUCACGAUCUCUGUCCAAUAAAAGUACGAGCCCAACAGACCCGAUAUAAUCUCACUAAUUAUUCAAUAUUCACUAAAUCACAUUGUACUUGCGACCAAGUUCUUUAUCAAUGUUUAAAAGCUGCUAACCAUCCAACGGCGAAUUUCAUGGGACAAAUAUACUUCAAUAUCGUUAAAGUGCCGUGUAUAGAAGAUAUUGGAAGAAAUCGAUAUCCAUUAAGAAAAUUUGUACCUGUAAAAAGGGAAUAUUAA
This is a messenger RNA of Atta colombica, 844 nucleotides long. RefSeq lists its product as uncharacterized. Gene Ontology annotation, biological process: phospholipid metabolic process; arachidonate secretion. The transcript has 5 exons. Lineage: Eukaryota; Metazoa; Arthropoda; Insecta; Hymenoptera; Formicidae. Bases 62 to 844 code for a protein of 260 amino acids. The record is from RefSeq and is a predicted model, not a curated record.